Tigriopus californicus is the source of this 3739-nucleotide messenger RNA. It is a transcript of the gene wake, whose product is annotated as ankyrin repeat and fibronectin type-III domain-containing protein 1-like. Gene Ontology annotation, molecular function: protein binding. The transcript has a single exon. Gene Ontology annotation, cellular component: spindle. The record is from RefSeq and is a predicted model, not a curated record. Lineage: Eukaryota; Metazoa; Arthropoda; Copepoda; Harpacticoida; Harpacticidae. Gene Ontology annotation, biological process: signal transduction; regulation of establishment of bipolar cell polarity; establishment of mitotic spindle orientation. Bases 328 to 3480 code for a protein of 1050 amino acids.
GUGAGUGCGAAUAACGCGCAGAACGCUGUUCUCCAUGGACUCAACCUUGUUGUGACUGAUUGUUAUUUGAAACCCGUUGAGCCCUCUUAUCAAGCCCAGCAUUCUCAAUCUCAUUAUUACUUCUGAAGGUUCUCCGUCCAUUGGGCCGCCUCAACCCCCAUCCUAGCCCGUGAGUCCACUACCCGCUUAACAUGGCUAUCCCGACUCACCCCGGGGCUGAGUGCCUGACCCGCCUCCGGUGAUGCGGCUCCAAUUCCCCCCUGAUUGUCCCUCCUCGGACUUGUGGGCGUGCGGGCCUCGCCCUUGAGGCUCUGUCUCUCUUGGUCCAUGGACAUCCAUUUUCAGGCUCUGUGCUCGGCCGUAGAGCACGAGAAACUCGAGAAAUGUCGGGCCAUCCUGGACGCCACUCCUCCCGAGGAUCUUUCGGCCUUGAACGCCGAUGGCUUCUCGCCCUUGGACUUGGCCUUCGCCACGGGCAACGCCGAUCUGGUCCACCUCCUCCUGACGGCUGGUGCCCGCGAAGGUGGUCGGUUUGCCACGCCCGAGGGCGCUUUAGCCCAAUACACCACCCUAUUAACGGAGGCCAAGAAGCAGGUCGAGAAAUUCGGCCAACUGAUGCGGGCUACGCAGAACGGGCAAGCUCACGGCGCGCCCGGAGCGGCGGGCGUACUCAGUCACGCUCAGUUAAAGGAAUGCGAAAAACAGCAGAGCUUGUGGCAGAAGCGCGUGUCCACCUUGCGUCGAUUGCGGCAGGGGUUUGAGGCCCAAGGGCGGCCCCACGCCCCGCCCACGGUGGAAGCCGAAGUCGUAGGCUCCAAUUGCGUGUCGGUCCGCCUCCAUGAGCCGGAUAUGGGUGGGGGUCAAGCCUCUUUCACCAAGUACAAGAUUCAAUGGAGUCGUCAAGAUUCCUUCGCCCGGGUGGAAGGCGAAGUCGUCGAUCAAAACGUCAAGACCUUGACCACGGUGGUGGAUUGUCUGGUCGAGGGGCAGCGUUAUUUCAUCCGGGCCUCUUUUGGCAACCCGCAAGGCUUUGGUCCGUUUAGCGCCGCUACCCCGAAAUCUGUGGUCCCGUCAUCUUGGCGCGGCGUGGAAGAUCGGGUUCCCCGGAUUGGACAGCAGUUUGAUAUCUGCCAAGACAUUCUGAACCAUUUCGUCGGGCAAGACGACGAGGCGUAUGAGCCGCAAAAGUUCUCCAAGCGUAAAGGGUUACGGCAACUGUUCACCACGAGCUCCGCUCCGAAGUUACAAAAGUAUUUAAUCUCGGGGCGAGCUUAUCUGUGUUGUAUUCUCUUCCAUGAGGACAAGAUUCUUAUGACCAAUGAAGAGGUGUUACCCCUCAUGGAGAUUUGUGAUCAAUAUACGGGAAACCUGAUGAGCGAGUACCAAUGGUUUGCCAAGCUCGGCCACGCCCUAGGCGAUGUGGAACGGGUUCGCCAAGAGACGUCUAAACUCAAUCAUACGUCGGCUACGAGUUUCCGAUUGAAGCUUCUGCAAGCCGUUCAAAAUAUGCAACAUACUCUGGGCCUGUGCGAGUUGGGCAUACCAUAUCACACACCCAUCCACCAGUCCGAUGGGAGUGUCGUAUUCUCCAUGGUGAGUCACAUCCGACAGCCCAAAUCAUUGGUGAGUCUCAGUCUCAAGUGGGUGCCCCUAACCAAAGCUCAAAAAGUGGGGCCCGAUUCGGAGUACAACUCCAUGGAUCUGAUUCGUACCACUAUCCGUGAACAGAUCCUGUUUCACCAAGUUAGUGCAAUAUGCCUCUCAAAGGGCCUCUACCUGUGCUACAUUCAAGCUGUGUCGGGCUUAGAUAGCAUGCGGGUCAUGGUCACCAACACGAGUCCCUCGAUCUUGCCCUAUGUAAAAGUACGUGCCAACCCACACGUCACUUGCGACGAAUGGGCAUGGGUGAAUAAACUAGGGCGGAUCUUCAGCCAAACGUCCGCCAUGCAAGCGCCUAGUCCCACCACCAACUUUUUGGCCGGAGAAGGAGAAGAGGGCUCGGAUGUGCAAUAUCAUCUGCUGAAACAUCUCAAGCCCACGGAAUCCCAAUUCGCCUUCGGUAGUCAGCUUGAGGCUUCAAUGAAACGGUUGUUUGACACCUUGGACAUCCCGGUAGAGCUGCGUGGUGCUCAUCGGCUUUACGACGCCGAGAUCUUUGAGCUCUCGGCUGAUAUCUCUGUGAUCUUGGUGGUUCCCUCCCCGGAGCAUGUGUGUAGCGUGGCCGAUGUCAGACCACCGCUUAAUCUCGAGAAAAGUGAUCUACUCUCCAUACCGGUUCAAUUGUUCGAAGUGUUUCACCUACGUGCCUACUUCCGUGAUCUCUUAACAGCGUUUUCUCGCGCCACUCUCUACUUGGAAUUUGAAUUGCUCAGUGCGAAACAGAGCCUGAGAGAGGCAUUCUCCACCAAAGAGUUAGAGGAGACCCAAAGUUACUUGCACAAACUGCAGAACUUUCACUCGCGACUCGAGGACUCUUGGAAAGACGUCCGGUGGAUCUUGGACGUCCUCUCGGAAGCGCGACGAAAGGGCUCGGAGUGUGGGGUCAAAUUUGAAAACAUUUCGGACUGGUACUCAAACCAGUCUUACGUGCCCGAUGACAGUCGUUUCUGCCUCUCGGUUUCGAGGCAGAACUCGACCAUCUCGCAGUCUUCCGCCUUCCAGAGGAGCUCCUCGUCUGUGUCGGACCAAGCCUAUGCUAGUGGGUCCAAUACCCGCUCUCCAAAUCGGCCUACUUCAACCAAAUUGACUCGCACGCCAACCACACGGUCGGACCCGCUCGAAUUUCACCUCUCCCACCAGAACAAUAAGGAAAACGAAGUACACAACUUUCCCCAACCUGUUCCACCCUUAGCGGGUCAUCACAAUGUGGGCUUGACCCCGAAUGCCAUGGGACCGCCGUCGUCUCUGUCGAGCCUCACUCAGUCUCAUCAUAGUACAAACUCGUCAAUCUCCUCGACCUCAGAUCAAACCCCAUCCCGGCAAAUUCCGAGCACCCAGCCUCGCUCUUCGUCUCAUGCUCCCGCACCGCAAUAUGAGAAUCUUUCGACUUCGGUCAGUUCGGGUACAUUUGAUCCUCGAAUCACCCAAGGUGGUCGAUUCGCCAAUUUCGAUCGUCCAGACUCCCCCGAGCCCAAUGUUCUGCAGGUUUACGCUGCCUACGACACGGGUUUAGCGAGUGGAACAUCCGUUAAAUUGAACGUAACCCAUUCGACUACGGCCCGAGAAGUGAUCGACUUGGUCAUCAAACAGUUGAAUAUGGCGGUCAUUCUGAAGGGCAAGGAAGGGCCUAUCUAUGAGAACGAGCGGCUCAAGAACUUUUGUCUCGUGGCCGUGAUCGGCAAUCGAGAGCGGUGCCUUCGAGACGAUUUCAAGCCCUUAAAUUUGCAGAAUCCGUGGAAGAAAGGACGUCUCUUUGUUCGGAUGAAAAACGAUCUCUUGGCUGCGAUCGAGCAUAUUUCUCGACACUCCACAAUGUUGUGACCUGAGUUAUGUAGUAUUUAGUGUUUUUUGCUCAUUCCCUGAAAUUUGGAUGCAUAGAUAAGUUAUUUGCUCUAUCUAAGAUGUUCUUUUUUACCACCCUGACUCGUUCAUUCAUACGCCUUACUAUGCCACUUGCUUGGGAUAUGACAUGAUAUGAAGUAGCUUAAUCAGUAUUCAGGUGAAUCGUCACCAAUUGCCAACGAAUCUCUGCUCUCUUUGUCUCAAAUGCUCUACAGAAAUACAGAUAUUUAUUUAGUCG